AUGCUUUCUGCAAUUCUAUUGCCCCGCCACUGGAGGCUCAAUACCAACGACAGCGAUGGAUCGACCUGCUCAGGUUCGCACAAGCGUUUCACCAAACGCCUCUUACAUUUUCAUAGACACAAACGAAACGAGCCCGAUGUCAAAGACAUUGACGCCAAGCAACCAUGUGCUGCUACCUCGCUAAUCGGAAACGACGAUGACCGGUCAAUUCACCAUGAGGCCCGGGGUAGGACUUGUAACUCCCUGGUCCUCCUGUGCAACUCAAGUUACCCUAAAGCAAACAUCUUGUCUCGGGCGAGACUGCACAUUCAGCAAAACGUUCUCAGCCUGCAUAGGGGCUAUCUUGGUACUCUUGGGCUAUCCCUGCGCGUCCCGUUCCUAAUAGAUCCAGUACCUAAGCUAAGGAUUGGCACCUUCAGCAGCGAUCAUCGCGGGGCAACUAAAGGCGGCCCUAGUCAAAAACGUCCCCCAGGAAGCCCUGGCAAGUCUCCAGCUGACAGCACCUGCAAAAAGCAAUGCAGGGGAAGCAAAAACUCCGACAAAACUCAGAAUGAUAGAGGUAGUGAUGAUAAAGAGGGGAAAGACAAACAUCGCAAACGUCGUAAACGCCGCAAAGAAAAAGAUGGACCACGUUUUCCUUGGCCUGAGGACUCUGCCGACCGUAAAAGGUUUCUCUGCCCAUUCUACAAAGCCCAGCCAGACCGUUAUUGUCCAUGCAAAGGACUCCGUAUCACUUCCAUCAGUUAUGUUACUCAACAUAUUGGUCGAUGCCAUGUAUUGAACCAUGUUACACUGGGUGCACAAGGAACCGGCCAAUCUACGAACGACAAUCCGACAGUCCCAAGAACGACAACGGACCCGGAUGAAAUAGUGAUUUACUGCCCGAUAUGUCGGAUCGAGUUCUAUGGCCCUGGCGCUGAUAAUAGAUGGGAUAGCCAUAAGAAUACAGGCUGCGUUGCACAAAGCAUUGCGCAGACAGGAGUUUUGCUACCAGGAGAGUUUCAGAAGCUCAAGCUCGCAGUCGCUGCCGUGUCGGGGGAUCACGAGAAGUGGAAGAAGAUCUGGACUGCAUGUUUUCCGAGAGAGUCUACCCCAUCCCAGUAUAAUGGAGCAGAAAUCACGGAUACUGUUGCUUCAAUUGGUGAUGGUAGCCAGCCACAAAUGCUGUACCAAGGCUCUGCCAAUGAGAUUCGCCACCCCAACCAUGACCCUCUACAAGUUUUGGCACCCCAAACCCCGGAUUAUACGGAUACACAAGACUCGAGCGUGCUUUUCAAUUUCUUUACCGAUCCCUGGGAUAUGCCACAUAAUAUUGGAAAUCUGGGUUAUGCUACAAGUGACAUCCCAAAUCCUGCACCAACUGGUUUGGGAAUGACAAGGACAGGGUGGCACGACCCUGGACUCAUGCAACCCGUCACAACGGCGGCACAGAACCAUACUUUUGCUAGUGAUGAUUGGGGCACCAACAAUUACAACGGCACCCGCUAA
Messenger RNA from Fusarium fujikuroi IMI 58289, 1488 nucleotides. RefSeq lists its product as uncharacterized. Bases 1 to 1488 code for a protein of 495 amino acids. The record is from RefSeq and is a predicted model, not a curated record. NCBI's taxonomy places the organism in Eukaryota, Fungi, Ascomycota, Sordariomycetes, Hypocreales, Nectriaceae. The transcript has 2 exons.